Sebastes umbrosus (honeycomb rockfish) is the source of this 1600-nucleotide messenger RNA. It is a transcript of the gene c4h11orf96, whose product is annotated as chromosome 4 C11orf96 homolog. The transcript has a single exon. NCBI's taxonomy places the organism in Eukaryota, Metazoa, Chordata, Actinopteri, Perciformes, Sebastidae. The record is from RefSeq and is a predicted model, not a curated record. The coding region runs from base 392 to 772 and encodes 126 amino acids.
CUGUCGGUGGCAUAAACCUCAGCAGACUGAGAUUCACACACACAAAACGAGAAACAGGCGGAGAGAAGAGAGACGUCAGGCAGCAUCAGAGUUGAAACAGAAGCACUCACAUCGACGAGUGAAGAACAGAGGCUGACCAGAGCAGCUCAAGGACAGUUGUUUCUUUAAGUCUGGUAAUCUUCAGUGUGCCAGGACUUGGAGGUUUGAGGAGUGUUUGUUUGGCUUGACUUUGGACGAACUCUUGCGUUGUUGCACCUGAGACUUCUCUUCAAAUAGGACAAAGCACCAGAAACAGCAAGGAAAGAGACGUGUCUUCUUCCAGCUGUGUCCACACUUGGUGUUGCAUUUGAUUUAAUUUAAUUUUGCACCCAUUUGGGCUUCUGUUCUGCCAAUGGCCGCUGUGCGUCAGAUGGUUAUGGAGGCGUCUGGCUUCCACGUCCUGCCGGCUCACCUUAUGGCCUCAGCCAUGGAGGAGUUCCCUCAGCAGCUGCCUGUCCCCAAAGGCCCAGCAAGGGGCAAGAGCCGCUCCCGCCGACCUCGGGAGGCUCGCUUCAAAACACAACCUGUCACCUUUGCUGAGAUCGCAGAGGUAGAAGAAGAGGGCUCCUCGCCCCUGGAGGAGGAGAGGGCACGCCGCUCCUUCCUGCAGUCCCUGGAGAACCUGCGGCGGAGCACACAGACCCUCCACUGCUCGCCGGCUGCCCAUCACAGCUGCAACCCCACACCCACACAGGUCAGCCUGGACUCCAGUGACUCCGACUCCACCCAGUGAAGGGUGGGGACGUGCCCAUCUCCUGGCGCCCGUGUUUCCUCGCUUCGCCUUGACGCCGCUUCAAAUGGAGGCCAACUGAACUGAACCAAACUGGCCUGUCUGCCAGCCUGCCUGUGUGUGUAAGCUGCUGCUGUCAGUCUGCAUUUAAUAUAUACUAACAUAUCAACAUACAGUAUAUAGCUCGAAGAUGCACAUCUGUAAAGGUCUCUACCAGUGCCACAGGCUGGUUAUACUGCUGUAUAGAUAUGACGAGUGAAAAGGUAGCAGAUGACGCUGCGUUGAUCACACUCUUCAAAUGUAUUCCUUUUCUACUGUAGAAGUCUAUGAGGAAAACUUGAAUGAUGAAAGUUGGUUGAUAUUUUUCCAUUUUAAAGUUGUAUAGACAGAUUUUUCUACUUGACCAGCCACCAUAGGAAGGACUGUUAAAUUAGUAUUGUGACUUACCACACUGUAAAUACUUAGACUACGCAAUGUACUGAGCAUCAGAGGUGACCCGGCCGUCACUGAAGCGGUAGCGUAUCGUUGUAUUUGUCAAGAGCUCCGUCACGCUCUUGUUUUCCAGCUUCACACUGAGUGAAAUCUCUGCUCUCGCUUCAAUUCCUGAGCAAAAACAAACUGCCUUUCUAAAUGUCUUUUAUUUAUUCUCUUAUUUUGUUCAUAACCAAGUGGAGUUGUAGAUGUGAUAUUUCAUUGCUCUUUCUGACUUCUAAAGUCACCUUGACUUUGAAAGAAGAUCAUAACCUUUAUACUUUAUAUUUGUUUUACUUUAUACAUAUAUGUUACAAUGUUUGUUAUAUGUACUUUAAUAAAUAUUUUCAAGUAUUUUAA